Molecule: messenger RNA, 332 nt
Organism: Nematocida parisii ERTm1
Lineage: Eukaryota; Fungi; Microsporidia
Exons: 1
Source: RefSeq, a predicted model, not a curated record
AUGACAUUUAAAUACAAUAAUACAGAGAAUAAUAAUAGGGCAUUGGAUAAUAUAACAGAAAAAAAGGUAUCUUAUUAUUAUAAUUGGAAAAACCGCAUAGUGAUAUCUUAUACACAGCACUACCACAUCCAAUUUGUAGAUAACAGUACGCAUUGCAUGCAUGUUAUACAUCUUCCAUUUUUUGUGUCUACAAAGAAUGGCACUACAGCGUAUCACUAUAUACACACAAUUGGGGAAAUUGCAAAAUAUAUAAUAGACACAUUCUAUGCUGCGACUAUAAAUAGCAGUAAAAAACCGUGCUAUAAUGUAUAUCCAUUUAAAUACAGCAGGAA